AUGAGGCGAGGGCGGAGGAGCCGGAGAGUCAGGGACAGGGAGGCACCCACGCAGUGCCUGCAGACCCAGUGCUUCGACCCGCUGGUUCGCAGAUGUGUGGCCUGCAGCCUCCUCCGGACGACGGAGCCUCGACCGGGCGGCCCGAGCAGCCUGGCGCCCGGGACGGCGCUGCAGCCGCAGGAGUCGGUGGGCCCGGGGGCCGGCGCCGAGGCCGCGGCCGCGCUGCCGCUCCCGGCGCUGCUCUUCGGCGCCCCCGCGCUCCUGGGCCUGGCGCUGGCCCUGGUCCUGCUGGGCCUGGUGAGCUGGAGGCGCCGACGGCGGCGGCCCGGCGCGACGGCCGCCCCGGGGGCCCCGGACGGAGACCAGGACGCCCCAGAGCCCCUGGACAAUGACAUCCUCUCCCCGGGAACCCUGGACACCACAGCUCCCACCUGGCUUCCACCCAGUGAAGACCCAGCCACCACCCCACCUGCCCACAGCGUCCCUGUGCCAGCCACAGAGCUGGGUUCCACUGAGCUGGUGACCACCAAGACGGCUGGCCCCGAGCAACGGUAGCAACGGAGGGGGCAGGAGGUGGCCCAUGCCCUGCCUUUGGGCCACCAGCCAGGGGCUUGGAGGUUGAAUUCAGUUUUUCAUCCCAGUGCCCACCCAUCCCUUUUCUGGGAGCCAGGCUUCUUCCUGGCUAACCCUGCAGAACUACAGGCACUGCAGACCACAGGGUUCAGACUGCAUGUCAUCACGUGACAUGUUAGCAUUUGGCUUAAAAUCAGACCAUCUAUGGCAGCUCUCAAA
This is a messenger RNA of Hippopotamus amphibius kiboko, 792 nucleotides long. RefSeq names its product TNF receptor superfamily member 13C (gene TNFRSF13C). Bases 1 to 555 code for a protein of 184 amino acids. Lineage: Eukaryota; Metazoa; Chordata; Mammalia; Artiodactyla; Hippopotamidae. The transcript has 3 exons. Gene Ontology annotation, molecular function: signaling receptor activity. Gene Ontology annotation, biological process: positive regulation of T cell proliferation; tumor necrosis factor-mediated signaling pathway; B cell costimulation. Gene Ontology annotation, cellular component: external side of plasma membrane. The record is from RefSeq and is a predicted model, not a curated record.